Molecule: messenger RNA, 1146 nt
Organism: Symbiodinium natans
Lineage: Eukaryota; Dinophyceae; Suessiales; Symbiodiniaceae
Source: the annotation of a GenBank genome assembly
AUGCAGGCGAAGACUGUGGCUGCCGAGCCUGCAGCACCAGAGGUGCAGCGCGUGGUUCCGGACUGGCUUCAGAACCCUGGCGAGGCGGAGGUUGCCCUGACAGAAGACUCGACACAGCUGGGUAGCUGCGGGAUCUGUCUCGAGCCGCUUUGGAAUGCCGAGCCCAGUGUGUUUCUGGUGAACCUGAAGCGUCUUUGCCGGCACUACUUUUGCCGGGCUUGCGCCAAGCGGAUGUUGCUGGAACAAACAACUCUGGGCAUUCGCCCGCUUCAGGAGGAGAUGCAGAUCGGGAUGCUCGAUGGUCUUUCUUCAGUGAUGGAUGGUGCAGGAAGGCGAGUGGGAGAUCUCGUUUGGUCCGAGACAGGCCAGCGGCUGUGUGCCGGCGAGAUGUUCCUGGUUCUGACUCAGUUGCAACGUUUGAGGCACCUGGAGGUGGGCAUGGAGUUUCGCUUCAAGGAAGGCGAGGCCCUGGUGAUCCGACGAGGAGUCUUGUUGGGAUGUCUUCUGAAGGGAGCCUGGCGUACACUCAAGCGGAUGACGCAUGAGGAGUUUCUGCAGGAAGGUCUUGAAGAUGUGGCGGUCACCAGCCGCAACAUAAAGGAUCUGCGAUCAAAGUUUAUCGUGUACAGCGGCGGAGAGUUCAGCUGCUGGACUUGCAAGCGGUGCUCCUUGGAGAACACCUCCAGCGAUUUCAAGUGCAAGCUGUGUGGGGGUCCGCCGCAGCGACCGGAGGACGUGCCGGAGCAGAACUUGCCGCUGGACCGCUUCGGAGCUGCGGCGCUGAGGAGUCGCUUUGCUCUCCGGCCGCAGCUGCAUUGGGCAGUGCCUUUGCAAUGUCCCCUGUGUCGGAAUGGCGGUACCGCUUCCGUCACCCCAAUGCCGAACCUGCGCGAGGCGCCCUUCGACUGGUUCAGCCUGGUGGAUGUGGCUGGAGCAGGGAAGCUAACCCUGUACGAGUUGGCGGCCGGUCUGGCGACCGUCUUGCCUUUGAGUUCAGAGCGCUUGGAGUCAGAGCUCCAGCAUCAGUUUUCUGGGCUUCAGUGGCCCAUCAAUUACGAGCAGUUUGCACAGCAGGAGGGCCCAGCGCAUUGGGCCAUGAGACAGCUGGAGGCGCUACAUCGCCACGAAAACGGUGCUAGGCGGUGA